AUGGUCGACUUGAUACCACCUGGCGGUUCCUCGACAGGCGCCACUAUGACUACGUUCAGGGUCGCAGCGGACAGCGGAGCCCCCGAAGUCGGUUCUGGGCCGUCGAAAUCGCGGAUGAGCGGUGUUGGAGUGCCUGCUGCCAACGGUGCACACCUGAAUGGCGUCGUGGGGACGAUCCCUUUGAGCGCAAGGAAGGCUUCGCCAUUAGACCUCGCCACUGUCGAACGCAGGGGGCAAGGAGCGCCAAUCAACCACCCGCCGAAACCGAAUCGCAUGUUCGGCCUGCAAGAAGCGCCCACAUAUCGUCCCACCCCAGAGCAGUUCAAAGAUCCGGUCCAGUACAUUCAGAGCAUCCGUGAGGAAGCCCAGAAGUUCGGCAUCGUCAAGAUCAUCCCGCCUGAGAAUUGGAACCCGCCAUUUGCAAUCGACACUGAGCGUUUUCAUUUUCGCACUCGACGGCAGGAGUUGAAUUCUGUAGAAGGCGGCUCACGUGCCAACCUGAACUAUCUCGACCAGCUUGCUAAAUUCCACAAGCAACAUGGCCACAGUCUUACCCGGUUUCCCAGCGUUGACAAGCGACCGUUGGACCUGUACAAGCUCAAGAAAGCAGUUGAAACUAGAGGUGGCUUCGAUCGAGUGUGCAAACAGAAGAAAUGGGCGGAAAUUGGCCGUGACCUUGGCUACAGCGGCAAGAUAAUGUCAUCUCUGUCUACCUCGCUCAAGAACUCUUACCAGAAAUGGCUUCAUCCGUACGAGGAGUACCUUCGAGUCGUGAAGCCAGGUGUACAACAGAUGCUCGAGCAAGAACAUGGAGGACCGUUUACACCAUCACCUGCGCCAUCACCCAUGAAGAAGUCACUACAUAGUACACCUGCUGCGAAUGCGACCGAAUCUCCCGCUCUCAAGGCUUCCUAUGCUCUGAACGCGAGUCUACAGGGUGAUGCUGUUUCUACUCCAGCUGCAGACUUGCCACGUCCAGCGAUAUCGUCAGGCUUCACACCAGUGAAUGCAGGAGGUUUCACGGCCGUCAAUGCGCAUCCACCACCUGCUCCCACAACACACCCAUCCACACCAAGCUCAUUUUCCGCAGUAAAUGCCGCCAACGGAAUUCAGCGGGACAAUAUGGACUCGCGCACUUCAACCCCGGCUCGGAAUGGUGGAAGCCCUAUGAUAUCAAGCCACAACACCCCCGACCUACGGCCAACUGUAGUCGGCUUGAAUGCCUUGUCAAACGGGCAUCCUCAUAAUCAGCUGAAGCGUACCAUGUCCCAGGAUGCCGAGAGCAGCGUAAAUGAAGACGUAGACGAAGCAAAUAGUCGACGCAGUAAGCGGCUGAAGAAAGAUGGCGCGCCCACCGUAGCCGGCUCUCACAUGACGCAGCCUCGCCAAGCGACACCGGGUAGAUCUUGUCCUCGCGUUCGCGCCGCAGAUGAACGCCCAGGCGAUCGAUGCGAGGCCUGCGGAACGGACAGCGAUCCGACCAACAUCUUACUUUGCGACAGUUGCGAUGCUGGUUACCACGGCUAUUGCUUAGACCCACCUAUCAAAGGCAUCCCUGCGCAUGAUUGGCAUUGCCCACGAUGUCUUGUCGGCACUGGUGAAUUCGGAUUCGAAGAAGGUGGCGUCUACUCACUCAAGCAGUUCCAGGAGCGGGCGCAGCAUUUCAAGCAUACCCACUUCGCGAACAAAACAGCCUUCGACCCCGUCACCAACACGCACAAGCCCAUUACAGAGGACGAUGUCGAGCGCGAGUUCUGGCAAUCGGUCGGAAACUUGACAGAAACUAUAGAAGUCGAGUAUGGUGCUGACAUUCAUUCAACCACCCAUGGAAGUGGCUUUCCCACCAUUGAGAAGAAUCCACGUGACCCAUAUUCGACCGAUCCUUGGAACCUCAACAUCUUGCCGUAUGCACCAGAUUCGCUAUUCCGCCAUAUCAAAUCCGACAUUUCAGGUAUGACUGUACCAUGGCUGUAUGUUGGCAUGGUUUUCUCCACGUUUUGCUGGCAUGCUGAGGAUCACUACACAUACUCGUCGAAUUACCAGCACUUUGGUGCAACCAAGACAUGGUAUGGCAUUCCGGGUGAAGACGCAGACAAGUUUGAACAGGCCAUGCGUGAUGCUGUACCGGAGCUUUUCGAGAGCCAGCCCGAUCUUUUGUUCCAGCUAGUGACACUCUUGACCCCUGAGCAGCUGAAAAAGGCUGGUGUUCGUGUCUAUGCGCUUGAUCAGCGCGCAGGUGAAUUUGUCAUCACUUUCCCCCAAGCCUACCAUGCUGGAUUCAAUCAUGGCUUCAACUUCAACGAGGCUGUCAACUUUGCGCCCAGCGACUGGGAACCUUUUGGUGAAUACGGCGUCCAACGAUUACAAGACUAUCGUCGACAGCCAUGCUUCUCGCACGAUGAGCUCCUUCUCGCGGCCGCGUCCAGAAAGGAUACAACCAUCAAGACUGCGAAGUGGCUAGGCCCAGCGCUUGAGCGUAUGCGGGAUAAGGAAUUCCGCAUACGGGCAGAGUUCUUGGAAAAACACAAGGCUGCCAAGCCUCAUCGAUGCAAGCUUGAUGGAGUGCCGGCCCAAGAGUCUGACUGUUCACUGGAUUUCGUGAUUAAUGAUUCAGAUGUUCCCGAGGACGAUCUGAUCUGCACUUUCUGCAAAGCGUAUGGCUACUUGUCUCGCUUCUUUUGUCGAAACAGUAAAAAGGUUGUGUGCUUGCAGCAUGCUGGGUGGUACGAAUGCUGCACAGAAAGCUCGGAGGCUGAUCGGUACUCCGGUACCAAUGAUCAACACGUGCUUGCGUAUCGAAAUACGCAGGAGUCAAUCACAGCCAUUGUGCAGAAAGUUCUCGAGAAGGCGAACUUACCUGAAGUCUGGGAGUCGAAAUACAACACACUGUGCUCCGAGGGCCCUGUGCCUCAGCUAAAGUCGCUACGCUCUCUUUUGAACGAGGGCGAAAAGAUUGAUUGGGAGUUGCCUGAUCUGCCCAAUCUGAAAUAUUAUGUCGAAAGAUGCCAAGAAGUUGCCGAGGAGGCCCUCCUGUACACGACCCGAAAGCAGCAACAUCGUCGCAAGGCUGAGCGACCAGGCAGAGGCCGACCCAGCAAGUCAGCAGUAGCAGAAGCAGAAGACAAGGAACGUGAAUAUCGGAGCGUCGAAAACAUGCAGAAUCUCCUCAUCAAAGCAAAGAAACUGGGAUUCGACAGCCCUGAGAUAGUCACAUUGACGGAGCGCGUUGACAGCAUUGCGGAGUUUCAGGAUAGAGCCCGGGGUGCGUUGCGUGACCGACCUGCCCAACAGAGCAUCGCCAGGCUGGACGAACUUCUCGAAGAGGGCAAAACAUUCAAUGUUGACUUGCCCGAACUGGAGUCGCUUGAGAAGGUUGUGCAGCAACUCAAGUUCCUCCGAGAAACUAACGAGUUCAAAUUCAAAACUGCGACCACAUUGCAAGAAGUCAGUGACCUCAUCGCACGUGGUAUUGAGGUCGGCAUCCCCGAGAAUCAUCCUGAUAUCCAUUAUCUCCAGAGCAAGAAAGAGCAGGGUGAAUUUUGGGAGACAAAGGCCAAAGAACUCAUGGCUGUGGAAAACGUCCACUACCAACAGCUUGACGCGCUAUCAAAGCAAGCGACCACCUUGCCAGUCACUCCAGAGACUCGUGCGGCUGUCGAUGCCAUCUUGAAGAAACAGCGAGACGCCCAGGAACUGAUCAUGUCCCUGUACGAACGCAGCAAGAAUCCCGACUUCUCUCAGCGACCAAAGUAUAUGGAGGUCAAGACGGCGAUGGAGGCGCUAAACGUACUGAACAGCAAGCCGGCGGGCACGAUCGAUCUUGAGAAAGAGCAAAAGCGACACGAGGAUUGGAUGCGACGGGGCAAGAAGUUGUUUGGCAAGGCAAAUGCGCCGCUUCAUAUCCUUCAAGCUCACAUGAAACAAGUAGAUGACAGGAAUCGUGCCUGUUUCGAUUUGUCAGAUCAGCCGCGUAUGCCUGUUGAGCCCGCUUCGCGCGAGGCCUCUGUAGUGGAGGGCGAGGAGGCAGAUGGUUCAGGUUCGAGCCGGGAUGUCUUCUGCAUUUGCCGCAAACCCGAGGCAGGAAUGAUGAUUGAGUAUCAUGGCAAAUGUUUGAAGCUCGCGCGCGGCAAGGUAAAGGAAGACGAGAAGUAUACCUGUCCCAUCUGCGACUACCGAGUCAAGAUACCUCGCGAUGCAACCCGACCCAAGCUCGAAGACUUGCAAGCCUGGCAAGACGAGAUCCCGAAUCUGCCCUUUCAGCCGGAGGAGGAGGAGGUCCUGGAGUCUUUGAUUGAACACGGCACCAAGUUCCGCGAGUAUGUUGCGCAAUAUAUCAACCCCAUGCUGUCAAGUCCAGACGAGUUGGGCACACAGCGAUUUUACUUGCGGAAGCUGGAGGGCGCAGAGAUUCUGCUCACACACGAAAUCAAUUUCUUCCGACAGGAAUUGCACAAGUUCGCACCCGUCGCUCCUCACCCGCCUCCCGUGCUCCAAGUCUCUCUUUCGACGCGCAAGCCACGGCCAACCAAGCAACAGAAGCUCAUGAAUCAACUGGGCAUCACGAAUCCCGACGACUUGCCUCAGCAAUACAAGAGCAAGUCGCAUUCGUCCAGGCAGUCGUGUGUCAAGAAUGCCGAGCAGCCCAGAACGCAGAGUCUGCAACCGGCUCCAGAGCAGUCUCACACUCCACCCGGGGAUCCUCGGCGAGCGGCGGGCGAGAGUGAAUACUUCAACAAUGCGCCUAGGACAUCCUACAACAACUCACCUACCUUUACCUCGAAUGCAGGGCUAGACUUUGGUGGCGCAAGCAUCGCGCCCAUUGAUCCUGGUCUCUUUGAAAGCUCUGGACCAGCAGCCACGAGUCCGAUGCACGAGGCAUUCAAGAGCUCAGGCAACGGACAAGAGCUGUUUGGUGAGGCUAUGGAGAUGGGUGGCGGCCAAGCGGAAGAAGCUUUGGCCGUCACAGAGGGAAACAGCUAUAUGGAGUAG
Plenodomus lingam JN3 is the source of this 4989-nucleotide messenger RNA. The record is from RefSeq and is a predicted model, not a curated record. NCBI's taxonomy places the organism in Eukaryota, Fungi, Ascomycota, Dothideomycetes, Pleosporales, Leptosphaeriaceae.